Panicum virgatum (switchgrass) is the source of this 1673-nucleotide messenger RNA. Its product is annotated as F-box protein At5g03100-like. Gene Ontology annotation, molecular function: protein binding. The transcript has 2 exons. Bases 919 to 1428 code for a protein of 169 amino acids. The record is from RefSeq and is a predicted model, not a curated record. Lineage: Eukaryota; Viridiplantae; Streptophyta; Magnoliopsida; Poales; Poaceae.
GGGUUCGGGGCGACGGCAUAUACUACACAAUCCCAGGGCUUCUGCGUGUGCAUUCUUUGGUUGGUGAAGGCCCUGUUCGGCUGGACGUUUUGCCGCGGCUGAUUACUGUAGCGGCUGGGUUCUGUGAGAGGAAAUAUACUGUAGCGACUGUUUACUGUAGCAACUACACGUUAUUAACUACCCAAUCGGUAAAGUACCUAUGGAGUUUUGUCCGCUUGUUUGGGUCUUUCCGAGCAUGUGUUGAUGCACUGACACGAGAUUGGAGCUGCAUACAAGUUUUUGUCCAAAGGCACCGUUCUCUUUUGCCUCCAGUGGCUUCAUGACAAUGUUUGGCAAUGGAAUGUCUUAUGAACUCUUGAUUGCACCUGUCGCCCUCUAUGGCUCUAUAAAUAUAAGGCAAUACAUGUGGACCAAGUUCGCCAAGAGCUUCAUCACGGAAAUGGUUCUAAGCCCCAGUGGUGAAUGAACCUUGUGAAGCAGAAAUGGAACUGUGGCAGAUUCCUGUGUUAUGCGCCUUUGCUUGUUUUUUGGUCGUGUGUGAGGUAGAUGUUUAUGCAACUUCCAUCUAGAUUGCAGUUGUGUCUGGGAACUGAUAAUGUCGGUUGUAAACUUUGAUUUUUCAGUCUCAGUUUCACACUCGUUGGGAAAGCAAUUGAAACAUUCUGAUGUUCGGUGUUAUUAUUGAUGGUUAUUUGCAGCACCGCUGGCUUGUUGGUAUCUAUCAGGAUGUUUUUUAAUAGACUAUUACUUAUCAGGAUGUACAAUUUUUGUACAAUCUGUAGAGCAACUUUCGUGCCUCUCUUGGCAAUUAAUCUAAUUAAAGAUAAGUGUAGCAUAUAUAGCUAAAAUGCAGGUUCUAAAGCACUGAUAGAGUUUGUAUUCUGUAAAGAUUCAGCUAGCUUAGUCUUUGCGUGUAGCAUGGAUCGGAUCAGCGCCCUCCCCGACGAGUUGCUGCACAUCAUCCUCGGCUUGGUGGGCGACGCGCUCGCCGUCACCCGCACGGCCGCGCUCUCGCGGCGAUGGCGGCACGUCUGGGUCCACGCCAAGAGCCUGACGAUCGACGCCGCCGCGCCGGGCCGGUUCGUGGACUGGGUGCUCUCUCGGCGCGCCGACCAAGACAUGGGGUCCCUCCAGAUCCGCAUCUCCCCGCGGGGCCGCGCCCGCACCUCGCCGGAGCCUGCCAACGGGUGGCUCCGCUACGCAGCGCGGCGCGUCGUCGGGCCCUUCGCUCUGCGCUUCCGCGACUCCGGCGCGCCGCUGGCCGUGGAGCUCCCCGCCGCCGGCCUCGCCAGGACGACGUCCAUCGAGAUGGAUCUGUCGAAUGGCACGCUCCGGCUCCUGCCGCCGGCCUCCGCGGCGGCGGCGGCGUACGAGUCGCUGACGGCGCUCCUUGUCACGAACCUGAUCAAAGCAUCGCCAAGGCCAUGAGGGAGAAGAAGCCCAACACUCGCGUUGCCGGACCAAACUGGACCAAGUAGUGGUAGGCCCAUGAAACGGGCGACCGCAGCUGUCGCUCGGUCUGUAUUCUGCUUAUAUACUCUUUCGUGCGGAAAGGGAAAACUUGAUUUGGAACUCGACGGCACUGGCGGCGGCGAGCUUCGGCUCGAGUACUCCGGCGAGUCCACUUCCUUGUAUCCGAAACUUGAGAAAUACCAGAGCAGACCUCGUAGCUA